Messenger RNA from Symbiodinium sp. CCMP2592, 1446 nucleotides. NCBI's taxonomy places the organism in Eukaryota, Dinophyceae, Suessiales, Symbiodiniaceae. The record is from the annotation of a GenBank genome assembly.
AUGGCCGAGUGGUCUGUGCAGGAUGUUGUGCAAGACAUGAAGGACAAUGCGAAGUUGUUGGCCAAUAGAAAGGGCAAGGCUACCGGCGGCCUUCAGCAAGGGGUGUUGAAGUCCAUUUUGUUUCGCUUAGAGAGCUUGCAUCAUUUGGAUGCAGCAGGAGCUCUCGAGCUGCACAAGGCAGUUCAAGAGAGCUCUUUUCCGGAGGACAUGCAAGAAGCCAUUGCCGGCAAAGUGGACCAGCUCAUGGGCGAGGCUUGCGAGGAGCAGGAGCCUGCCACACUGCAGUCGCUCAAGCCGCAGCAUUUGAAGUGUUUGUACAACUACUUCACCCAGAGCGAGUGGGAUGUCUUGACAAGUUUGGAGGCUUCCUGGUACUCGAAGGAGCAGGUCACCAUUGCACGGCUCAAGAGCCUUGGGUUCCGAAGCUUGGCAGAGUCGACCGUGAAACAUUCGAUCGCUACGAUGGCAUGCUUCAUGGACAGCAUUCCGUCGUCUGACAAGAUGCACGACCUUGCAUGUCAGCUCAAGACGGCAUUCGCGAACUCGGAAGAGCAGCAAGUUGAUCACAGCAUCUAUUUGGUCAAGUUCCCCGACAGCCCUGCCAAACUUCCCCGGGCCCUCUUCGAGGCGGCCUACCCAGAUGAGAAGCCAGUGGCUCGGCGACCAGAGAAUUAUCCUCACAUCCUCAAGCUGUGCCCUGUGAGAACUUCCCACAGGAAUGUCGCCCAGAGCAAGAAAAGGAAGAUGAUGGAGCUGCAGCAGCCUGCUGCCACUUCUUCCGAGCUCAAGGGCUGUUCUCACAGCGAGCCUACGGGCUUUCACAGCUUUCCUCAAAGCCAGGCCGGAUUUGGGAUGCAGGAGUUCAUGGGCAUGAUGAAGGCUGUCGCACAGGUGGCCAAUGUCUUCCAGCAGAACCAGCCGGGUGGACAGCAGUUCAAGCCGAAGCCGAAGGCUAAGGCUUUGAAGAUGUUGCCGCCAGCACCCAAAGAGCCUCCGGCUGAGGAAGAGCCUCCGGCUGAGGAUGAGCCUCCGGCUGAGGAUGAGGAGAGUGAGGAAGAGGAGCAGGCCGAGAAGACGACUGAUGAGAAGAAGACAGGCCGUGCGGGGAUUGACGAGCAGCUUUUCCUGGCCUUGAAGGACAAGAAAGCGAAUGCGGGCAAUGGGCAGAAGACAUCAAAAGCCAGUAAGGCUCAGGGCAAGCCCAAGAGCAAGUCCAAAGCCAAGGGUCAGGCUGAGGGUGGAAAGAAGCCCACUGCUGCAAGCUUGCCACGGUACAUCGCUGAGAAGCCCACGGCUGCACAGAGAAAAGCUCGCAGAGACAGUUACGUGGACAAGCACUACCACAAGGGCAGAGACAUCGCCCGACGAAGCGGCUGCGACGAUGAGGCUUGCAAAGAAUAUGCUAGAUCAGCUCGUGCAGCAGCAGCAAAGCUGUGGGACAAGUGA